AUGAAUGGCCCAGGAGAACCCUCAAGCCUCCUCUUCAAUUGCUCAAAUCAAUCAAAUUUCUCUUUGGAAACGUCAGAGCAAUGCGGCAAAGAGACACACCUUGAGAACAUCCUUUUUGCCACUUUCUACUUCCUGGACUUCAUCCUGGCCUUUGUUGGCAAUGCUCUGGCUCUUUGGCUCUUCCUUCGGGACCAAAAGUCAGGCACACCUGCCAACAUUUUCUUGAUGCAUCUUGCUGUGGCUGACCUGUCCUUUGUGCUAGUACUUCCCACCCGGCUGGUGUACCAUUUCUCUGGUAAUCACUGGCCAUUUGGUGAGAUCCCAUGCAGACUCACUGGCUUCCUUUUUUACCUCAACAUGUAUGCCAGCAUCUACUUCCUCAUGUGUAUCAGCAUUGACCGUUUCCUGGCCAUUGUGCACCCAGUGAAGUCCAUCAAGCUCCGGAGGUCCCUUUAUGCCCAUUUGGCAUGUGCCUUUCUAUGGGUUAUAGUUGGGGUUGCAAUGGCACCUCUGCUGCUCAGCGUGCAGACAGUCAAAAUGAAAAACACAACUGUCUGCCUGCAGCUCUACCGAGAAAAAGCAUCACGUCAUGCCCUUGUGUCCCUAGCAGUGGCAUUCACCUUCCCAUUUGUGACUACGGUGACUUGCUACUUAUUAAUCAUCCAAAGCCUGAAGAGUGGGAACAGAAUUGAGAAACACCUGAAGGAAAAAGCUAUCAAAAUGAUCAUUAUGGUCCUGAUGAUCUUUCUGAUUUGCUUUGUACCUUAUCAUGUCAACCGCUACAUUUAUAUUCUCCAUUACAAUGGGAUCAAAACUUCCUGCGAAACACAGCGUAUUCUAGCCCUCAGCAAUCGCAUCGCUUCCUGCCUCACCAGUCUAAAUGGUGCCUUUGACCCAGUCAUGUAUUUUUUUGUAGCUGAGAAAUUCCGUGAGGCUUUGUGCAAUCUGUUUUGUGUUAAAAAGACUGUAACGUUGCCUCAAACAUACGAGGGUAAGACAAAUGAAAGCUCACUAAGUGCUAAAUCUGAACUGUGA
Messenger RNA from Athene cunicularia (burrowing owl), 1035 nucleotides. RefSeq names its product G protein-coupled receptor 17 (gene GPR17). Bases 1 to 1035 code for a protein of 344 amino acids. The transcript has a single exon. Gene Ontology annotation, biological process: positive regulation of Rho protein signal transduction; phospholipase C-activating G protein-coupled receptor signaling pathway. The record is from RefSeq and is a predicted model, not a curated record. Gene Ontology annotation, molecular function: G protein-coupled receptor activity. Gene Ontology annotation, cellular component: membrane. NCBI's taxonomy places the organism in Eukaryota, Metazoa, Chordata, Aves, Strigiformes, Strigidae.